Oldenlandia corymbosa var. corymbosa is the source of this 1311-nucleotide messenger RNA. Lineage: Eukaryota; Viridiplantae; Streptophyta; Magnoliopsida; Gentianales; Rubiaceae. The record is from the annotation of a GenBank genome assembly.
AUUCCAAUGCCAAAAUAUAUACUCCUAUAUACACGAAACAGAGCUUAUCCAUAAUAAAACACCCACAUUCUUUAUUCAAAAAAAAAAAAAAAAACUCAAUGAUUUAUUAACCCUUAUAAAGAUCUCAUUGUAAUCCUUAUAAAAUGUUGUAUAGCCAGAAGGACCAAAACCCAAAAUCAGCAUCAUUAUUGGCUCACGCAUUUCAACCAUAAGAAAGACCAAUCCUUAUGGUUCAUGCACCUAACAGUUGAAAAGAACUUCAACAACACCAAACAAAACUGUUUCAAAGACUGCUAGUGGUCGGAAUAGCUUCUUCUUCUUUGGUAAAGGAGGAGGAGGAGGGGAUAAAAGAGUUAAUCCCGUGAUUAGUUCUCCCGAUGAGGCGGAAUUAGAGUUGGAGGAAUCCGAUGUUUGGAACUCCGGGGACGGCUCUGUUUUCUCUGAUCAUCAGAUGCAAGCCGGCCGGAGAUCCUCCGUGGCCAACAACGGUUCCUCGCGUGGAUUGAAAAAACCCAACAAGAAGCCAAUCAGUGGCGGCAUUAGUGCUAACUUCGCCGGCGGGCAAAGGGGGCCGGCGAAUAAUAUGGUGGCCACGUCGUUGCCGGUGAACAUACCGGACUGGUCGAGAAUUCUCGGGGAAGAAUACAGAGAGCAUAAAAGAGAAAGCGAGGAUGACGUGGACGACGACGACGAUGAGGAUCAGGAAGACGAUUACGGGAGGUUACCGCCGCAUGAGUAUUUGGCCAGAAUCAGAGGGUCUUCGUUUUCAGUGCACGAAGGUGUCGGAAGGACGCUGAAAGGCAGAGACCUGAGUCGGGUCAGAAACGCGGUUUGGAAGCAGACAGGUUUUGAAGACUAGCAUUGUUAUUAUUGUGAUCAGGUUUGGUAGGAAAAUUUAAUUAUUGGAGUAGUAAUUAUUAGUAAAAUAGUUGAGUUUAGCAAUGUUCAGUUUUCUUUUCUUUUUCUUUUUCGGAAUCCUAAGUCGGAGAUGGAAGGUAAAAUCAGUAGAUCGUUUCAGAUUUUGAACGGCGAUCUACGGCGCUGUUAGUAUUGUUUAGUUCUUUCGCUCUUUUUUUUCGGGUUUUAAGGACGUAUUAUUGUGUCUUCUCAUCUGAGCCCACUUUUGAAUCCUUCAAUUUUGGGGACUUUUUUGCUGGUAGUUUCAGUUCAGAGGAUUCAAAAAAUUAGGAGCUCUCUCUGUAUUGUAAUUUCAUUUUUUUUAAUUAACUAAUGUAUUUUGUUUUAGACUUUUAGUUUGAGUGUGUUUGAUGGACGGCAAUUAUUGACAAAACUCUUGACCUUUAAACUGGU